Molecule: messenger RNA, 2662 nt
Organism: Amblyraja radiata (thorny skate)
Lineage: Eukaryota; Metazoa; Chordata; Chondrichthyes; Rajiformes; Rajidae
Gene: snx16
Product: sorting nexin 16
Exons: 8
Coding region: 90-1283 (397 amino acids)
Biological process (GO): protein targeting to lysosome; endosome to lysosome transport; early endosome to late endosome transport
Cellular component (GO): late endosome; early endosome
Molecular function (GO): phosphatidylinositol binding
Source: RefSeq, a predicted model, not a curated record
CCUCCCUCUUACCGUGGCAGAGUUUAGCGAUCAGUAGCAAAUCAGCAGGAGCGUUUUUACUUUUCUGGAGCAGGCAGGUCACACGAUGAAUGGAAGCCCAGGCCACCGAGCGCACUGUUGUUGUUUGCGUUGACGCAGGGGGAAGUGAUUGCGGGAGCCCGCUUUCUACGCAGAGAGAAACUGGUUUGGUUACACAGCUUGGUGAAAGGAUGACUACUUCAUUUGUUCCUAUACCACUCCCUGUGGGGACUUCCUCCUCUGGUCCACCUGCAAACAGAAGUCGGAGGAGUUCUUCGCUUCAGUCUUUGGACAGUGCGUCCACCAGUUCAAACUCGCCGAAAGGUCAAGUGGGCAGUUUACAUUCUGGUGGGUUUCGAAAGACUGUUACGUCUGAGCACCUUGCUGCCACAAACUUGCUCAAUAACAACAGUCCCUUAUUGAGAACAAAACUCAAUGGUACAAACCCAACAAUUGAAUACUCCUCCAGACCUGUGGAGUCUGAGAAAGAGACUGACUCAACAAAUUGGGACGAGAGACCACCCACGCCUACCAUGUUGGGAUAUGAAGUUAUGGAAGAAAGAGCAAAAUUCACAGUUUACAAAGUGCUUGUGAAAAAUCAUCUAGAAGAAAACUGGGUGGUUUUCAGGAGAUACACAGAUUUUUCACGACUAAAUGAUAAGUUGAAGGAAAUGUUUCCUGGUUUCCGCCUCGCACUCCCUCCCAAACGCUGGUUCAAGGAUAAUUACGACACCAACUUUCUGGAGGAACGUCAGCUUGGACUCCAGGCAUUUCUGCAAAAUCUGGUAGCUCACAAAGAUAUCGCUAACAGCACUUCGGUGAGAGAGUUUUUAUGUCUGGAUGACCCGCCAGGUCCCUUUGACAGUCUAGAAGAGAGCAGGGCAUUCUGUGAAACUUUGGAAGAAACUAACUACAGACUGCAGAAGGAACUUGCUGAUAACCAGAAGGAAGUAGAGGCUUUGAAGAAAUUACUGGACGAAAAACAUCUUCAUAUAGAAUUUUUAGAAAGUAGAGUAAGGGAAUUGUCCUUGGAACAAGAAAAUACCCGGCGACCUUCAGGCCAGGAGAGUGAAUGUAGUGGCGAAGUUGAGUCUUCUGCAGUAGAAGCUGACCAAGCUGUUAUAGAGGAUGACAGUUUGGGAAUGGAGUCUGAUAAAGAGCAAUCUGCAGCCUGCCACAACAGCCCUGUAACUGAAACAUCGUCAGUAGAAGAAGCCCAAGCUGCUGAAGAAGACAUAGAACAGCAAGCAAAUGCUGAUGGUUAACUUUGCUGGCAAUACGUUAUAACAAUAGCUGUAGCUGGAAUACAGCAUAAAGGCUUUGUCUCUAGUUAUUGUCUGUAUGUUUUUAGGAUAUGCCAUUCUUCCAUAAUUAGAUAUCUCAAUAUGUUUGCUUAAUGCAACAGGUUUUAUCGAUCUGCUCUGCUGGGCUUCCUUGUGCAAUUAAGAAUAGCUCAAUCACUUAUUCACUAAUUGGGCUGUUGGUUCUAUCGUGGAUGCAUUCUGUUUUAUAACAUUUCAGUUUUCAGUAAGGUACAUUUUAGUGUGCGUCUGGAAAUAUGUGCAGGAAUAAGUAUGUUAAUUUGCAUUGCAGAAUGUUUCAAAUUGCAUUACAAUUUAAGUAAUCCAAGCCAUUGUAGCCCCUGCGACAUAAAAGCAAAGUUGUUUUUUUUGCCAGGAAUAUGUAAGUGAAAGAGUUUGAAUGUUCUGUAUACUUCCAAUGAUAUUGGGGUUUCAUCAAACCCAAAGAGCCGGAUUUCAAUGGGCCUCAGAAUGAUCUGCAUUGAAAUUGAAUGUUUGAACGUCAUCUAAGCAAUUGGGUUGCUUCAGAUAACGGGCACAACGUGGUUUCGUUUUAGUUUUGUUCCACUGAACCUUGCAGAAUUUGUAUAGAAAGCAAAUGUGAAAUGUGUCACUUUUCCCAAACUCGCUAGGUUAAUGUCAAAAGAUGUUAGAAUCGACAUUCCCAAUAUAUGUGGCAGUAGCUGAAGUUCUGACAAGAGAAGGAACCAGGUCUUGUGGUGCACUUUGUGUUUGAAUGUUCUAUCAAAUAUUGUUGGUAGAAGACACUUUAGAUGUAUGGUGCCUUUUAUAACUGUUGUUACAAUCGAAGUAACUAGUUUUGCUUCAUUAAUGUUGGUUCAUUAAGGUUGCAUGUCUUGGUUAUGCUAAGUGCCUUGUUUUACUGGAUUUGCAGGAGCUGUAACCACAUUUGUCGAUUGCUCUUAUUUCAUUCGUCCUGCUUCAAUUAAUAUUUGUUGCUGAGAAUUUAUUAUUGGCUAAUUACAAAGCCAGGAUAUAGGAUAUUUAGAGUAAACCAGAACUGCCUGUUUUAAAAAAAAAAAAAGGAAUAUCUUUUAAUUUAUGCUAGUAGUUGAGAUUGAGUUGCAAAGCCCCUAAAGAUGGACUUUUUACUGGAGAGUGGUUGUAAUCUUCCACUGGAUGUCUUGGGUCAUGUUUUGUUUUACAUUGUGUGCCAAAUUUGUGAAGAUUUUACUGCAUGAUUUAAAUUACAGGUAACUAUAUGUCUCCCCACCACAUGAAGAUCAUUUGUUUGGAAACAAAUACAGCUUUUUGAAAUUUGCAUGUUUCAAUUGAAGUAUGCUGUUUUAUUUUAAAAUAAAGAUUUUUUCAUUUGACAUUCA